Molecule: messenger RNA, 2836 nt
Organism: Ostrea edulis (European flat oyster)
Lineage: Eukaryota; Metazoa; Mollusca; Bivalvia; Ostreida; Ostreidae
Product: 2-oxoisovalerate dehydrogenase subunit beta, mitochondrial-like
Exons: 9
Coding region: 1-1122 (373 amino acids)
Biological process (GO): branched-chain amino acid catabolic process; response to nutrient
Molecular function (GO): catalytic activity
Source: RefSeq, a predicted model, not a curated record
AUGGCAGCACCAGCGAAAACAAUUCUGAGGGGUUUUCGUCGUUGUGGGGUUUUAAAAGGAGCCUCCAGAGUGACAUCACUGAACAUAGCGAGAGCUGCUCACUUCACAUACGUACCUGACACACCUCCAACAGCUUAUGGAGACACGACUCGUAUGAACUUAGUACAGGCCAUCAAUAACACACUAGACUUGACACUAGCAACAGACCCAACAGCAGUGUUGUUUGGCGAGGAUGUGGCUUUUGGUGGAGUGUUUAGAUGUAGCAACGAAUUAAGAGAUAGAUAUGGUACAGAUCGAGUUUUUAACACCCCACUAAGCGAGCAGGGAAUUGUGGCAUUUGGGAUCGGACUUGCCACCGCAGGUUCCAAUGCAAUUGCAGAAAUCCAAUUUGCUGACUACAUCUUUCCAGCGUUUGAUCAAAUCACUAACGAGGCAGCAAAAUUCCGUUACAGGACGGGUAACUUGUUUGACUGUGGUAAACUGACAAUCAGGACUCCGUGUGGUGCUGUAGGACAUGGCGCCCUCUAUCACUCACAAAGUCCUGAGGCUUUCUUUGCUCACAUCCCGGGAAUCAAGGUUGUGAUCCCUAGAGGCCCCUUCCAGGCCAAGGGCCUCCUAAUGAGCUGUAUCAGGGAUGACAAUCCCUGUAUCUUCUUCGAGCCCAAGAUCCUCUACCGAGGUGCCGUGGAGGAGGUUCCCACAAAAGACUACACUCUACCACUGUCCCAGGCUGAGGUCCUAUUAGAAGGUGGUGAUGUGACUUUAGUCGGCUGGGGAACACAGGUCCAUGUUUUGCUUGAAGUUGCCAAAAUCGCUCAAGAGACUCUGGGAGUGUCAUGUGAGGUCAUCGACCUCCGGACCAUUCUACCAUGGGACACUGAAACCAUUGCUAAAUCGGUGGUUAAGACAGGCCGGUUGCUGGUUGCGCACGAAGCUCCCCACACAAUGGGGUUUGCUGCAGAAAUAGCAGCAACAGUUCAGUCUGAGUGUUUCCUGAAUUUGGAGGCCCCGGUGGAGCGGGUGUGUGGGUACGACACCCCGUUCCCACAUGUGUUUGAACCGUUCUACAUUCCUGAUAAAUGGAAGUGCGUGGAAGGAAUCAAAAAACUUGUCAAUUACUGAUCUGUUCUGCUUGUUCAAUACUCCCGAAGGACAUCAAAAUCUUGCACCGCUGGACCAAUGAAAUAAUUACUGAACUGUUCAACAAUCGCGGUCGUCAUCUUGGUAUCAAAACAUUUGUCUGGUUGUCGACAAUCUCUGGCAGCUAUGGAAAGUGUCAAAAACCAAACAGAAGAAUUCUUAUACUAUGCAAAGGCGGGUCUUUGUACUAAAGCAAAGAAUUUAAAAAGUUAUGAAUAGUACAAGAUGAUAGAAUUUUUGUGAGAUGUGUAUUUGUUUAGUGUGAACUUAAAUUAUUGUAAUGUAACGUAUAGAAAGAUAUUGGACAUGGGUUAAAAUUUUGAAAAGGUCCUGUGCUCUCAGUUUAUUAAGCAGAAUUAUAUUCAUACUAAAAGUGAUAAUAAUGUGUAAUAAUGGACACUUUGACAAUAUAACCAGUGAAAACGUGUGUAUUUAUAAACAUAAAAAUCAUCGAGUAUCUCCACUCAUACUACAAAAUCUUCUCAUGUGUGAAACAAAACCUUUAAGAAAAAAUAAAAAAAUCAUUGACAAAGUGAUAAAGGAAUUGAAUGCCUCAAAUAAAAUAUCAUAUUAAAACUGUGUGCACCAGUUAUGAUACCAGAGAAAUUUGGUUGCAGUACCGGUACUUAGAAAUACAGUACUGUUGGGUUUGUACAUCCAAGGUUAUCUGUUUUUCAAGUAUGUACUAUUCAUGCCACAGUGUAGUUCAUCUGUGUGAGAAAGCACUUGAACGGUUUAUAUACAUAAUCAUAUAUUAACAUCUGCUGAUCUGACAUUUCUGAAGUGAAUCUCGAUAAUUAAUCCAACAUAUACCACGUACUUUUACACUGAAAGUGAUGACUUUUUUGUGGUAUCUUUGACUUUUCCCACUUGUAUUGAAAAUGUUCCAGCCACUUCCACAUGCAUUUUUUUCUAAGCAACACUAAUUAAUUGAAGACUUAACUUUUUUUUUGUCCUUCUUUGUUUGCCUGUGUAUUGUCUUCACAUUUCCAGUCACCAUGACUUUCCACAUGUCCAUCAUGUGUUUUUUGGAAAACAAUUGAUACUAUUUAUAGACAGCAAAAAUUGAAAUCUUUAAAAAAAAAAAAAAAAACGAUUAAGUACUCUGCUUACUAAACUGAUUUUCCUUAAAAAAAUUAUCUGAUAAUAUGCUACAGGCAUUUAGAAAGAGGCAUGUAUUCUUAAAUUUCAGUACUCAGAAUUUUUAAAAUAUGGCCACUGUGACACCUGAUUGGUUGAAACAAAGUCAGGCAGUCAAUAAGUGUUGUUAUCAUAAAUAGCACUUAAGAGUCCCAACAAUGGGCCAAAGUGGCUGCACAACAAACUUUGCUCGAUUCGUUUGGUGGCAGAAAUAUUUUAUGUUACAUUAAGAGUUUAAUUCACAUAAAAGCUGGUAAAUUGUUUGAGAAAAAAUUGUCUUUUCCAUAAUGGCAACAUAAUGUGAAGUUGCUCCCUCGACGUAGCAGAAAUCUACAAGAGAUGCAGAAGUUACUCGACCUGUGACUCUACAUUAUGGCCCGUGGGCCUCUGGACUAAAUUGUCAUGGUAUGGGUACCUACAAACCAUUCACUGAAAUUUAGUGUGCAUAUAGCUUAAAUGGUAGCACCAGUCUUUGUUUAUUGAAUUUGUAUUUGAUUUUUGAAUUUGUAAACAGUAUUAAUUUUGUUAAUAAAGCUGGCUUUAAUCAUUAGUUAUA